ACUAGUUGGUAACCCUAAACAGAAAAUGUAAUCCUGUGGCUACGAAUAAAUUAAAAAAAAGUAAUCCGGUAAAUCGUAAACUGUAAAUAAUAGGCGAAUGGUCAAAGUGCAUUCAAUCAGAUCUAUUGGCAAUUUGCAUUGAAAUUUCAGUUCUAAAGUACCAACACAUACGUGUCUUUCUGAUCUGAGCUGUUUCUUAGCUAUUCUGCGCGUAAUUUGAUACCUAGGUAUAUAAAGAAAAUGUUUCUAUACAAAAGCUUAGACAAGUUCGCGCAGCGGACUUCGCGUAACAUUAAGUUAUAUUUUAGUACUGAGCCUAAAAUGCGGGUGGAUUCGGUGUUAUUUCAGCUUGCGGUGACUUUGGGAGCCUGCUACUGCUCUACAAAUGUGUCUGUUCCUAAGGAUAAUCCAAUAGUCACAGUUAAACAGGGAAAAGUUAAAGGUGCAGUUAAAAGCCUUCCAGAUGGAAAGACAUAUUACAGCUUCAAGGGAAUCCCAUAUGCGCAACCUCCAGUGGGGAAUCUGCGGUUUCAGGCACCAUUGCCCCCAAAACCUUGGGAAGGGAUACGAGAUGCUACUGAACACGGGCCGGUUUGUCCACAAUAUGACAUGACCACAACAGAAUUUAUCGAAGGCAAUGAGGACUGCCUAUUUGUAAAUGUUUAUACAAAGAAUUUACGUCCAGAUGCAAAGCUUCCUGUCAUGGUUUACGUUCAUGGUGGAGCAUUCAUGUCAGGAUCCGGCAACACCGAUACCCAUGGACCUGAAUUCUUAUUACAACACGACGUUAUAUUAGUAACAAUGAAUUAUAGACUCGAGGUAUUAGGCUUUCUGUGUUUGGACACUCCUGAUGUUCCUGGAAAUGCUGGUUUGAAAGACCAAGUAGCUGCUUUACGUUGGUUAAGAGACAAUAUAGCUCAGUUCGGCGGGGAUAAAGAUCGAGUAACGAUAUUUGGUGAGAGUGCUGGAUCGGCUUCAAUUACGUAUCAUCUGUUAUCACCGAUGUCAAAAGGUUUGUUCCAUCGUGCUAUAUCUCAAAGCGGGGUUUGUUUCCAAGAUUGGGCUAUAGGCAAGGAACCGGUAGAAAGGGCGUUCAGAGGGGCAGAGGUGUUAGGAAAGAAAGUCAACAAUACAGACGAACUGGCGAAAUUUUUUAGAAGUUUACCUGCAAUUCAGUUGGCUAAACUCACGUUGAAAACCAGAACUCCUGAUGAGAAAUAUAGAGGUCUGCCAAUGCAUUUUGUACCGGUAGUAGAAAAGAAAUUCGAUAACGUGGAAGCAUUUUUGACAGAAGACCCGAUUGACAUGGUGUUACAUAAAAAAGUCAAUAAUGUUCCUUUUAUAGUCGGCUACAAUUCAGCUGAAGGUCUGCUCAUGCUCGAAGAUCAAUUAAAUAAAUCCAAAGUCAUGAAUGAAAUACCUUCAAAUCUUGUUCCUAGAGAAAUAGCAGAGAAGGUGACAGAAGUGAAGUUGAAAGAAUUUGGCGAAAGAAUAAAGAAGUUUUAUGUAGGUGACAAAGACUAUGGAAAUGAUACUGCAGAUGGAAUAGUUAAUAUGCAAACGGAUUUACAUUUUGCGUAUAAUACGCAUAGAUUUGCUCAGUUCUACAUCGCUACUGGCUCACCUCUAUACAUGUAUAGAUUCAAUUAUGAAACAGAUUUGAAUAUAGUUAAGACUUUCUCUGGAUUGAAAGAUAGAAAAGGCGCGUGUCAUGCUGACGAUUUGUUUUACAUUUUUUACAAUGAGUUCAAUAAAGAUUAUUAUGCCGAACAAGAAAGACUGAGGAAGAUCAUUUACGACUUGACCAAGUUGUGGGCUGAUUUUGCAAGAACAGGGAACCCAACGCCAGAUAAAUGUGAUGUGAAAUGGAAGCCAUACACGGCAGCAGGAAAAGAAUAUAUGGCACUAAAUGAGAAGAUGUCCCUUGGUCACUACUCGGAUCAAGACAGAACAGAAUUCUGGAACAAAUUGUAUUGCGAUGCUGGAAGGCCUUGCAUGACUAAGAGCAAUUUAUAGGUUAAGGAAAAUUAUGAUUCGAAGUUUUUAUAUUUUGUACUGUGAUUAGUAUAAGAGACUUUGAAUUUGAUAGUUACAGUAUCGGUUUUUGUCAUUGGCAUGACUAGGCUUUAUUGAGUCUUGAGAUGCAAUUAACAUUGCAACGAUAACUGUAUACGGGUUAUCAUGCGCGUACGCAGGUGAGUCCGCCAGGUGGGGGGGGGGGGGGGUCUAGAUUCAAUACAAGUAUACUUUUAUAUGUACUCGUAUUCGGGUUAAAUUAAAUUAAAUAAAAAUCGAAUGUACUUAUUUUAUAUAAAUUUUGUGGAAAGAUGAGUCAAAUUGCUAAUUGUAAAAUCUACAGAGGAGAAAAUGUAAGCAAACAAUAGUACAAUUUUUCACUGCUCUUCCUGUUGACUCUACCAAACAAAUGAAUGAAAUAAUAUGGGAACAAGCUGUAUUCGUUCCGUUUAUUUAUUUCUUUGUAAAUGAUUUUGUUAAACAUUCACAAUAAAAAGUAUGAAGAAUAGAUAAGUAAAAUUUAUUCUAACGGCUUUAUGCUGUCGGUCAUUUAUAUUUGUAAAUAAGCUGUAUUAUUAUGACUGAAUGAAAUGUUAAUAUUUAUAAUAUAUUUAUUCGAAUCGUCUGUGAUUGAUACCGUUUGGCAUAUAAUGCCAUUGAUUUAUAUAAAAAUGUUUUUAUUA
Manduca sexta (tobacco hornworm) is the source of this 2699-nucleotide messenger RNA. Its product is annotated as esterase E4. NCBI's taxonomy places the organism in Eukaryota, Metazoa, Arthropoda, Insecta, Lepidoptera, Sphingidae. The record is from RefSeq and is a predicted model, not a curated record.